This is a messenger RNA of Lachancea fermentati, 2361 nucleotides long. Lineage: Eukaryota; Fungi; Ascomycota; Saccharomycetes; Saccharomycetales; Saccharomycetaceae. The record is from the annotation of a GenBank genome assembly.
AUGUCGCAGAUCACCGUGAAAUUAGUUGCCGCAGAGUCACUGUACAAGAGAGAUGUCUUUCGUUCGCCAGAUCCAUUCGCUGUACUGACAAUUGAUGGUUCGCAAACCAAAUCGACCGCAGCGGCGAAGAAGACGCUAAAUCCGUAUUGGAAUGAGACGUUUACAUUUACAGGGGUGAACGAAAAUGGAAUUUUGACGAUCCAGGUUUUUGACCAGAAGAAGUUCAAGAAGAAGGAUCAGGGGUUUUUAGGUGUGGUGAAUGUACGCAUAGGUGAUGUACUUGGCCACUUGGAUGAGGACACGGCCACGCGUGCUGGACGCCGAGAAGAGACCAUCACGCGUGACUUGAAGAGGUCUAAUGACGGAAUGGCAGUUAGCGGCCGGUUGAUUUUGGUGCUGACUACAGUGCAAUCGAGUGGUCGCGCGGGGGCUGCAGCUAAUAAUCGCGUUUCAAGUACUGCCAACAGUUCAGCUGCGGCGCCUGCAACUCCAGAUGCGACAUCAUCGGCGCAAACGGUCGCGAAUACGCUCCAAAGCGGGACUACAGCAGGAACUACUUCGUCUGCCUCGAACACUACAAGGCAGUAUUCUUCCUUCGAGGACCAAUAUGGCAGGCUUCCUCCUGGCUGGGAAAGAAGGACCGAUAACUUCGGACGUACCUACUACGUGGACCACAACACAAGAACCACUACUUGGAAAAGACCAACCUUGGAUCAGACAGAAAGUGAACGUGGAGAUCAGAUGAAUGCAAACACGGAACUGGAACGGAGGCAACAUCGUGGAAGAACUCUGCCAGGAGGUAAUGGCUCAGAAACAUCGUCAUCGAUCACGGUUCAGUCAGGUAGCAGUCCUGCCAACCCAACUGUCAACGGUGCUGCUGCUGCUGCCUUUGCGGCCACUGGUGCUACAACUUCCGGUCUAGGCGAACUCCCACCUGGCUGGGAACAACGGUUUACUCCAGAAGGUCGUGCUUAUUUUGUCGAUCAUAACACUCGUACAACAACUUGGGUUGACCCACGCAGGCAGCAAUACAUUAGAACAUAUGGUCCUACAAAUACAACCAUUCAACAACAACCCGUGUCACAGCUUGGACCCCUACCUUCGGGCUGGGAAAUGAGGCUGACAAAUACCGCGCGUGUAUACUUUGUGGACCAUAAUACCAAAACAACUACCUGGGACGAUCCACGUUUGCCAUCCUCCUUAGAUCAGAACGUCCCUCAAUAUAAACGUGACUUCAGACGGAAAGUCAUCUACUUCAGAUCUCAACCAGCUUUGAGAAUUCUGCCGGGUCAAUGCCACAUUAAAGUACGCAGAAAGAAUAUUUUUGAAGAUGCAUACCAAGAAAUCAUGAGACAGACGCCAGAGGAUUUGAAGAAGAGAUUAAUGAUUAAAUUCGAUGGUGAAGAGGGUUUGGAUUAUGGUGGUGUUUCCAGAGAGUUCUUUUUCUUACUUUCACAUGAGAUGUUUAAUCCAUUCUACUGUUUAUUCGAGUAUUCUGCACAUGAUAAUUAUACCAUCCAGAUAAAUCCUAAUAGUGGCAUUAAUCCUGAACAUUUGAAUUAUUUCAAGUUCAUUGGAAGAGUAGUAGGAUUGGGUGUAUUCCAUAGAAGAUUUUUGGAUGCUUUCUUCGUAGGAGCUCUAUACAAGAUGAUGUUGCACAAGAAGGUGGUUCUACAAGAUAUGGAAGGUGUGGAUGCCGAGGUUUACAACUCUCUCAAGUGGAUCUUGGAGAAUAGUAUAGACGGUGUCCUAGAUCUGACGUUUAGCGCAGACGAUGAAAGAUUUGGUGAAGUCGUCACUGUUGAUUUGAAGCCUGACGGACGGAACAUAGAAGUAACAGAUGAGAAUAAGAAAGAAUACAUUGAGUUAUUUACUCAGUGGAAGAUAUACAAUCGUGUUGAAGAACAAUUCAAGGCAUUUAUGGAUGGUUUCAAUGAACUCAUUCCUGAGGAUCUAGUUAAUGUCUUUGACGAACGCGAACUUGAGUUACUCAUUGGUGGUAUCGCCGAGAUUGACGUUGAAGAUUGGAAAAAGCAUACCGAUUACCGUGGAUACCAGGAAUCCGACGUCACCGUCAAGUGGUUUUGGAAAGUCAUAUCGGAAUGGGAUAACGAACAAAAAGCUCGUCUGCUGCAGUUUACUACAGGUACUUCUCGUAUUCCAGUCAAUGGUUUCAAGGACCUGCAAGGUUCCGAUGGGCCUAGAAGAUUUACCAUCGAAAAAGCAGGUGAAAUUCAACAACUUCCAAAGUCUCACACCUGUUUCAACAGAGUUGAUUUGCCACCAUAUCCUGAUUAUGAAACCUUGAAGCAAAAGUUGACGCUUGCGGUCGAAGAAACUAUUGGUUUUGGCCAAGAAUGA